GCCUCUACACCUUCCUCAUCCGAAAGCCAAAGCGAAAGUCACAAGUCAAGAGAGAGUACUAACUUCCUGAUAUCUGCUGUUUUCUUUCGUUCAAAGCCUUUAGUUUCGUCCAUCAUGGAGGAUGAGAGGAACACCCAGUACCACCAGGGUGGUGAGGCCCAGGAGAAGGCCGCGGAUCAGGUGGAGGUGAAGGACAGGGGACUCUUCGACACCCUUCUUGGCAGGAAGAAGCCCGAGGAUCAGGAGAAGAAGCAGGAGGAGCUGGUGACCGGCAUGGAGAAGGUCACGGUGGCCGAGCCUGAGAAGCCCGAGGUCAAGAAGGAGGAGCACGAGGCCGGCGAGAAGAAGGAGAGCCUCCUCGCCAAGCUGCACCGCACCAGCUCCAGCUCCAGCUCGUCGAGCGACGAGGAAGAGGAGGUGAUCGAUGAGAACGGUGAGGUGGUCAAGAGGAAGAAGAAGGGCCUCAAGGAGAAGAUCCAGGAGAGGCUGCCCGGUCACAAGGACCAUGACCAGGAGGGCGAGCACAAGACGACCGUACCGGCCCCGGCGCCCGCGCCCGUAGAGACUCACGUUUACAAGGAGGACGAUGACCACAAGGCGUACAAACCAGCCCCGGCGCCCGCGCCCGCGGCAACGCACGUUCACCAGCAUGACAACGCCGUCGUCGUCCAGAAGAUCGAGGAUGACGUCAAGACAGAAGAGGAAAAGAAAGGUCUCUUGGACAAGAUCAAGGAGAGGCUGCCCGGCGGCCACAAGAAGCCGGAAGAUGCUGCGGCACCGGCUGCUCAUGCGCCGUCACCGCACACCGAGGACGUGAGCAGCCCGGAUGGCAAGGAGAAGAAGGGUUUACUGGGCAAGAUCAUGGACAAGAUACCUGGCUACAACAAGGGUGCACCAGAGGAAGAUCACAAGGCCGCCGCUGCAGGCGAGCAUAAGACCAGCUCUUAAGAUCGCAGCGUGUCCUGACCGGGCCGGGCCUUGAUUCUAAGUGUUUGGUGGUUCUGCUUUUGCUCUAGUAUGUUUGUGUCAAGAUGGAUUGCGCUGUCAAGGUCUGUGUGUGAAGCCCCGUCAGUACUGCUGUACGUGUUUGCAUCGAUGCGAGCUUUAGUUUGGUUCUGAGUCAGGUUCUGGAUAUUGGGGUUUGUUUAAUUAUGAGCAGUUGCGUAUUGUUAUUCGGCUUGGCUACCUGCGCAUUAUGCCUUUAUAAUAAUAUUGGUUUCUGCCCAGCA
Molecule: messenger RNA, 1229 nt
Organism: Phragmites australis (common reed)
Lineage: Eukaryota; Viridiplantae; Streptophyta; Magnoliopsida; Poales; Poaceae
Product: dehydrin COR410-like
Exons: 2
Coding region: 115-948 (277 amino acids)
Biological process (GO): response to water
Cellular component (GO): membrane
Source: RefSeq, a predicted model, not a curated record